CAUCCUCACCAAGGUAAUCUUCAUCCUUCCUCUUUCUAAUUUUCAGGGAAGGAUGGAAGAAAAUACCUUCGUGUCGUUGUUUCUUUCUCUUGUGCUUCUUCAGCUCUGUAUAAAAUCUCAAUCUCAGCUUGUACCUGCCCUUCAUAUAUUCGGAGACUCCGCGGUUGAUGUCGGCAAUAGUAUUUACUUGAACACGUCCUUCCGAGCCGAUUUUGCUCCCUACGGCAUCGAUUUCGUUGUUGGGCAAACUGGGCGAUUCUCAAAUGGUGUCUCGAUCACCGAUGUCUUAGGUACGGCACUUGGGGUAGACCUUGCGUAUCCCAUUGUCAAUGGCACCAACACGAUUAAUUUCCUCUAUAACAAAAACCAAGCUUUCAAUUAUGCUUAUGGAACAGCAGGCAUUCUUCCCGAGACAGGAGAGGCAACGGGAGAGACAUUGAGCUUGGGGCAACAAGUUGGAUUGUUCAAGCAGACAGUAGAGAUCUACUUGCCUCAACAAUUCAAGAGCUCACAAGAAAUCUCACGGUACAUUUCCAACUCCUUGUUCGUGGUCUUCACCGGCAGCAACGAUUACAUCCACAAUUAUCUUCAACCCAGUCAGUACAACAGCAGUCGCCAAUACAAUGACGAAAAAUUCGCUGAUCUCCUGGUAACAGAAUAUGGAAAUCAGCUGUCGGAAUUACACACUUUGGGGGCAAGAAGAAUGGUCGUGUUCGAGAUUCCUCCGCUCGGCUGCUACCCCAUUGUGCUUGAACGCAUCAAAUCCAACACCAGAUGCGUGGAAAACGUUAAUAACAUGGUAACCAUUUUCAAUGACAAGCUGGGAGCUAAGGUGAAAGAGCUGAGCUCCACAUUGAAAGAUACAACUAUUAUUCUUGCCAAAACCUAUGAACUUGUCUACGAUAUGAUCAACAAUUCUUCCACCUACGGGUUGGAGGAGGCAGCAAAGCCAUGCUGUGUAGUUGGGAAAGAUGGAAGUGGGCUGUGUGUUCCCGAGAAGACUCCAUGUGAGAAGAGAAACACAACUUUGUUUUGGGAUCAAGCCCACAUCAGUGAAGCAGCGAAUACGAUUAUUGCUGUCAAAGCUUUCAAUGGUUCGGGCCUCAGCACGCCAGCAAACAUUGUUGAUGCUAUUAAGUCUGCUAAAUCUACUCCUACUGCACACAAUGGGACUGGCCCAAACUCUGUGUCAUAUUUGAACAUCUUGCUAGUUUUGGCCUUCUUUGUUGUAUUAUCAUAUUUGUAACAAGUUCAUGGUUCUGGCAAUAAAUAAACAUUCCAUUGGAGUCUCCUAA
Molecule: messenger RNA, 1295 nt
Organism: Vitis vinifera (wine grape)
Lineage: Eukaryota; Viridiplantae; Streptophyta; Magnoliopsida; Vitales; Vitaceae
Product: GDSL esterase/lipase 7
Exons: 5
Coding region: 53-1246 (397 amino acids)
Molecular function (GO): hydrolase activity, acting on ester bonds
Source: RefSeq, a predicted model, not a curated record